CGGACGGACGGGGCUCUGAUCUCUUCUUCUCCCGGGAGAUGCUCCUCGUUCCUCCUUCCCUCCUCUUGCUUGCGCUCCAGGUGCUGAAGAUGCUCAGAGAGCAACUUUGAGACAUGGCUCUGCUCGUGCAUCUGCGCAGCGUCACGGAGCUGCGAGGGAGGGCGGACCGGGUGGCCAAGGUGGCUUUCAGAGGGCUUUCGUUUUACACCAGAGUUUUGGAGAACUGUGAAGAUGAGGCUCGGUUUGACGAGACUUUCCGUUGGCCUGUUGCCAGUAAAAUUGAUGGAAACGAGAUGCUGGAGAUCCAAGUGUUCAACUACAGUAAAGUUUUCACAAACAGACUCAUUGGCACCUUCCGCAUGGUUUUGCAGAAGGUUGUGGAGGAAGCCCAUCUGGAGGUGUCCGAUACCCUGAUCGACGACAACAACACGGCCAUCCAGACGAGUAUUACCAUAGAGAUCAGGUACCAGACGGUGGACGGGUCGGUGGGAGCCUGGAGCGACGGGGAGUUCCUGGAUGUCCCUCACGAUGCGGAGGGUGUGUUCCAGUUUGAGAGCGCCAGCCUCCUUUCUGGGCACAGCCAGGGCUCAGGGGGGUCCCCUGGGAGGUCCAGCCAUAGUGCUCCUGCAUUCAGAAGAGCCGGUAAAGGAGUCUUUUCAGCCAUGAAACUCGGAAAGAGCCGCACCUAUAAGGAAGAGCAGAAGAAAGGAGAUGACCCGGCUUUCUUGGAGAACGAGGAUUUAGACCGAAAGGCGAUGCGACUUGGGGGAGCCUUGGACCCGGACACCAUCUCACUGGCCUCUGUUACUGCCGUCACAACCAAUGUCUCCAACAAGAGAUCAAAGCCAGAUAUCAAAAUGGAGCCCAGUGCUGGGAGACCAGUGGAUUACCAGAUUAGCGUGACUGUGAUAGAAGCCAGACAGCUGAUGGGCUUGAACAUGGACCCAGUGGUCUGUGUGGAGGUAGGAGAGGAGAAGAAAUACACCUCAAUGAAGGAGUCAACCAACUGCCCGUACUACAACGAGUAUUUUGUUUUCGACUUCCACGUGCCUCCUGACAUCAUGUUUGACAAGAUUUUAAAGCUGUCUGUCAUCCAUUCCAAAAACCUUCUGCGCAGCGGAACCCUGGUUGGCACUUUCAAGAUGGAUGUGGGCACAGUGUACUCUCAGCCCGAACACCAGUUCUACCACAAGUGGGCAAUGCUCUCUGACCCUGAUGACAUCACAACUGGGUGCAAAGGUUAUGUCAAAUGUGACAUUGCAGUAGUGGGGAAAGGAGACAACAUCAAAACACCUCAUAAGGCCAAUGAAACAGAUGAAGAUGACAUAGAAGGGAACUUGUUGCUGCCAGAAGGAGUUCCAUCAGAGAGGCAGUGGGCGCGCUUCUACGUAAAGAUCUACAAGGCUGAAGGGCUUCCCAGGAUGAACACCAGCAUCAUGGCCAAUGUGAAGAAAGCAUUCAUUGGCGAGAACAAAGAUUUGGUGGACCCUUAUGUUCAAGUAAUCUUUGCAGGACAGAAGGGGAAGACCACAGUCCAGAAGAGCAGUUAUGAACCAGUGUGGAACGAACAAAUCAUUUUCACAGAGAUGUUUCCACCGCUUUGUAAGCGAAUGAAGAUCCAAAUACGAGAUUCAGACAAAGUGAAUGAUGUAGCCAUAGGAACACAUUUUGUAGAUCUCCGGAAGAUUUCCAACGAUGGAGACAAAGGCUUUCUUCCCACAUUUGGACCUGCUUGGGUGAACAUGUAUGGGUCCACUCGAAACUACACACUGAUGGACGAACAUCAGGAUCUAAACGAGGGUCUUGGGGAGGGAGUCUCUUUCCGGGCCAGGCUGCUCAUCAGUAUGGCAGUGGAGAUUUUAGAUACCUCCUCCGCUGAGAUCAUGAGUUCCACCGAAGUGCAGGUUGAAGCCAUGCCCAACAUCUCAGAGACUGCCAUUGGGAAAAUGGAGGAGUUCUUCCUCUUCGGGUCCUUCCUUGAAGCCACGAUGAUUGAUAGGAAGAUUGGAGACAAACAGAUUAGCUUUGAGGUUACAAUAGGAAACUAUGGGAACCAGACUGAUGGUGUGAACAAGCCAUCUUCAAUGACGAAAAAGAAGGAAGGAGGGGAGAGCGAUGACGAGUCUGAGCUCAUCCAGAACUCCAGCGAAGAUGAGGGAGAAGAAGAAGGAGAUCUUGUCUCAGUCUCUUCCACACCACUCAUGAAGCCUGUGAUUACUGACAGGAAUUAUUUCCAUUUACCAUAUUUUUCGAAGAAGCCUUGCAUUUACAUCAAGAGCUGGUGGCAGGAUCACAGAAGGCGCCUUUAUAAUUCCAACAUAAUGGACAAGAUUGCAGAUAAACUGGAGGAAGGCCUCAACGAUGUCCAGGAAAUAAUAAAAACAGAGAAACCACAUCCAGAGCGCCGGCUGAGAGGUGUGUUGGAGGAGCUGGGCACCGGCUGCAGUCGCUUCGUAACACUGGCGAACAAGGAGCUGAGCCAGCAUGGGAGGACUAAGUUGGACCGGGAGAGGCUUAAAUCCUGCAUUAGAGAACUGGAAAACAUGAGUCAGCAGGCCAAGGCGAUCCGGUCUCAGGUGAAGAAAAACACGGUGAAGGACAAACUGAAGCAGGUUCAAAACUUCUUGCAGAAGCUGCGAUUCCUGGCAGAUGAGCCUCAGCACAGCAUUCCCGAUGUCUUCAUCUGGAUGAUGAGCAACAACAAGCGCAUUGCCUACGCUCGCAUUCCAGCCAAGGACAUCCUGUACUCCAUCGUGGACGAGGAGACGGGGAAAGAUUGUGGGAAAGUUAAAGCUGUCUUUCUCAGGCUACCUGGUAAGAAAGGUUUCGGUCCUGCUGGAUGGACGGUACAAGCCAAACUGGAAAUGUACUUUUGGCUGGGUCUCAACAAGCAGAGGAAAGACUUCCUGAGCGGUCUGCCCAGCGGUUUUGAGGAGAACAAGGCUCUGAAGGGCCCUGGCCUGCAGUCCGUCCCCCCUAUCAGCCUGGUCUACUCCAUGAAACAGGUCUUCCAGCUCCGAGCUCACAUGUACCAGGCACGUAGCCUGUUUGCGGCAGACAGCAGCGGCCUCUCGGACCCCUUUGCCAGGGUCUUUUUCUCCACCCACAGCCAGGUGACUGAGGUGCUCAAUGAGACUUUGUGUCCAACGUGGGAUCAGAUGCUGGUCUUUGACAAUGUGGAGCUGUAUGGGGAAGCCAGCGAACUUAGGGACGACCCGCCCAUCAUUGUUAUUGAAAUCUAUGAUCAGGACACCGUGGGCAAAGCUGAGUUUAUAGGUCGGGCGUUUGCAAAGCCCCUCACCAAGAUGUCGAAUGAACACUAUGGACCCCCCAGGUUCCCCCCCCAGCUGGAGUAUUACCAGAUUUACCGGGGAAACUGUGCUGCUGGGGAUCUCUUGGCAGCAUUCGAAUUACUGCAGAUUGGCCCAGCUGGGAAAGCUGACCUUCCCCCAAUUGAUGGCCCCACUGAUGUGGACCGUGGCCCAAUCUUACCUGUCCCACUGGGUAUACGACCCGUCCUGAGCAGGUACAGAAUUGAGGUGCUGUUCUGGGGUCUGCGAGACCUGAAGCGUGUGAACUUGGCCCAAGUGGACAGGCCUCGCGUGGAUAUAGAGUGUGCUGGUAAAGGGGUACAAUCUGCACUGAUCCAGAACUAUAAGAAAAACCCUAAUUUCAGCACUCUGGUCAAGUGGUUUGAAGUUGACCUCCCCGAGAACGAGCUUCUCCAUCCACCCCUCAACAUCCGCGUGGUUGACUGCCGGGCAUUUGGCCGGUACACUCUGGUUGGCUCGCACGCCGUCACGAGCCUUCGCAAGUUCAUCUACGGCGGCCCCGACAAGAACACCAGCCUGUGGUCUUCUGCUGCUAAGCUAAGGAAUGGAUACCUUCCCCUAACCAGCGGGAGUCUCUCCUCCUGCCCCCCAUCUCACCCCACAGGGGAAGUAGUGGUCAGCAUGGAGCCAGAGCCCCCCGUCAAGAAGAUGGACACUGUAGUGAAGCUCGAAGCUGCCUCUGAUGCCGUUAAAGUCGAUGUGAACGAGGAGGAAAAGGAGAAGAAGAAGAAGAAGAAGAAGGGAGAGGACAGUGAGCAGGAGGAGCCCGAUGAAAGAAUGCUUGACUGGUGGUCCAAGUAUUUUGCCUCCAUUGAAACACUGAUGGAAGUGCUCAGAGCACAGGAAGCCGCUCAGGUGGAGCUGGAGGACAAGGAGGAUUUGGAGAUUGUAGGAGAAAGUGCAGGCACAAAGGGAAAGGAGAAGGUGAAGGAGAAGGUCAAAGGGUCCAAAGACAAGAAGAAGAGCCACGCUGGCGAGGGAGCCGAGAAGAAGCCCCACAAGUUGAAGGUCGAUGAGCUGGUGGUGUAUAACAAGGAACUGGAAAACGACUUUGACGGCUUCGAAGACUGGCUGCACACUUUCAGUCUGUACCGAGGCAAAGCUGGAGACGAUGACGAUCAAAGCAUCACCGAUGAGGACAGGACCGUUGGAAGAUUCAAAGGGUCCAUGUGCAUGUAUAAACUGCCGCUGUCCAGUGACGUCUCCAGAGAAGCUGGAUUUGAUCCUAACAUGGGCAUGUUCCAGGGUAUCCCGCACAACGACCCCAUCAACGUCCUCGUUCGAGUCUAUGUGGUCAGGGCCACGGACCUGCACCCUGCGGACAUCAACGGGAAGGCGGAUCCCUACAUCUCCAUUAAACUGGGCAAGACGGAAAUCAAAGACAAAGAGAACUACAUCUCCAAGCAGCUGAACCCCGUCUUUGGAAAGUCUUUUGACAUUGAGGCCACAUUCCCCAUGGAGUCCAUGCUGACCGUGUCCAUCUACGACUGGGAUUUAGUUGGCACCGAUGACCUGAUUGGAGAAACUAAGAUCGACUUGGAGAAUCGUUACUACAGCAAACACAGGGCAACCUGCGGAAUUGCGUCCACCUACUCCGUCUAUGGCUACAACGCCUGGAGAGACCCAAUGAAGCCCACGCAGAUCCUGACCAAACUCUGCAAGGACAGCAAGGUUGAUGGACCUCAUUAUGGGCCAGGAGGACGAGUCAAGGUGGCCAACAGAGUCUUCAUUGGACCAACACAGAUUGAGGAUGAAAACGGCCUAAAGAAACAAACGGAUGAGCAUCUGGCCCUGAUGGUGCUCAAGCACUGGGAGGAGAUUCCUCGGGUCGGCUGCAAGCUUGUCCCCGAACACGUGGAGACCAGGCCCCUGCUGAACCCUGACAAGCCUGGGAUUGAACAAGGAAGAAUCGAGAUGUGGGUUGACAUGUUUCCUAUGGACAUGCCACCACCAGGGCCUCCUACUGACAUCUCACCCAGGAAGCCAAAGAGAUAUGAGCUCAGGGUGAUAAUCUGGAAUACAGACGAAGUAAUUCUGGAGGAUGAUGAUUACUUCACUGGGGAAAAAUCCAGUGACAUUUUUGUUCGGGGCUGGCUGAAGGGACAGCAGGAGGACAAGCAGGACACCGAUGUCCACUACCACUCGCUUACUGGAGAGGGCAACUUUAACUGGCGCUUCGUCUUCCCGUUUGACUACCUGAUGGCAGAGGAGAAGAUUGUCAUCUCCAAGAAGGAGUCCAUGUUCUCCUGGGAUGAGACAGAGUACAAGAUCCCGGCCCGCCUCACCUUGCAAGUUUGGGAUGCUGACCAUUUCUCGGCAGAUGACUUCCUGGGUGCGAUUGAGCUGGACUUGAACCGGUUUCCUCGCGGGGCCAAAACGGCCAAGCAGUGCUCCAUCGACAUGGUCCUCAACGAGCAGGAGCUUCCCACCAUCUCCAUCUUCAAGCAGAAGAGAGUGAAGGGCUGGUGGCCCUUUGUGGCCCGCGACGAAAACGAAGAAAUGGUGCUCACGGGGAAAGUUGAAGCAGAGCUGCAUCUCAUGACAGCCGAGGAAGCGGAAAAGAAUCCAGUGGGUUUGGGCCGCAACGAGCCGGACCCCCUGGAGAAACCCAACCGACCGGAUACCACCUUCCUCUGGUUCCUCAGUCCACUUAAAGCAAUCCGUUACCUCAUCUGCAACCGCUACAAGUGGCUGAUCAUUAAGAUCGUACUCGCCCUGCUGCUGCUGGCCAUGGUGGCGCUCUUCCUCUACAGCAUGCCAGGCUACUUGGUCAAGAAGCUGUUAGGGGCCUGAACACGGAGGGAGGCAGAUGCCGAUGGACGUGUUGCUCUGUGCUCCAGGCUUUGCAGUGACUCCGCCCACCUCUCCUUGUAUCACACUUCUGACACCAUUAACUCCAUCUUCUUUGAAACAAUUCAUUUUUAACUUUUGAACCAUUGCGAAUGCACUAAGCUGGUAUUGCAUGGGUACAUUUGAACCUUUUCUAAUAAUGCUGUCAUAUUUCCAGUAACAUUUUGAGUAAUUUGUGGUGCCUUGUGAACAUGUGUGGUGUGUUUAAAUAACUCUCGGAAUGACGUCUUAGCAACAGUUGCACAGUUUUUACAAGGCAGCUUGUACAACAUACCAAGGAUUUUUUUUGGAUGCUGGAUAUUUGUAGAAUAAUUAGAUAUUUAUGAGUAAAUGACUUAAAUAUGAAGGUGUUCAAGAAUUUUAUUUUGCUAUUUCAGCAAAUGGGUGUAAUGAGAUAUAUUUAGUAGAAGGUAACUUUUUCAGAGGUACUUAGGAAAUUAAGUAAAUUUUUAAACUUGACUCUGCUCUGACUACCUAAAACUAGCAUUAGUUGUUAAGUUGUCGUGACUGCAGCCGUAAAGUUUCCAUAAAGGCAUGAGCACAUACCUGUAGCGAAUAUAGCAAAGUGGAUUAACGUAUUUUUUCUCGUCUUUCAACUCCUAAAAUCCACCUUCGGUCACAUGUUUGUACACGUCACCGUUCAGCAAAGAAGUUGUGUGUUUUUGCCUGCACGAAGAUGAUUUCCUUUGCUCGCAGUUAUGUGAAUGACUGAAUUAUUUAAUGAAAUUAAGGAUCGAUUUGUAUUGUAAAAAAUACGUUUCCGAAAAUAUGUCGGUCUGUC
Molecule: messenger RNA, 6963 nt
Organism: Scleropages formosus (Asian bonytongue)
Lineage: Eukaryota; Metazoa; Chordata; Actinopteri; Osteoglossiformes; Osteoglossidae
Gene: otofa
Product: otoferlin a
Exons: 46
Coding region: 114-6125 (2003 amino acids)
Biological process (GO): synaptic vesicle priming; plasma membrane organization
Cellular component (GO): presynaptic active zone membrane; synaptic vesicle membrane
Molecular function (GO): calcium ion binding; AP-2 adaptor complex binding
Source: RefSeq, a predicted model, not a curated record